CAGGCAGCUUAGGGCCCCGCCGCAAACACGGCGGUCACCGGCGGGCGCGCGGUUAAGACCGAGAGCCCUGCGUUUGACAAGAGCGAGCACCUAUGAGUGGGGUGCACUAGGGAACGGCUCACGUCUUUCGCAGUGACUUUCUUCCUGUGUUUCUCGUAGAUUACCCUGCGAAUAAAUGGGCGAUUUCUGCUCCGACUGCUUGCGGGAAAAUGAAGCGGCUCUGUCGGAAGCUGACUUUAUCGUUGGUGGUGCUCGUGUGGCUAGGAGCACUGGUCUACCUACUAGUGUUGAGUCGCAGAAAAGUGCCGGACCUGCGGAGUGAGGAGGACACGCAUAGCAGAAAGAUCUCAGAUGCGGAGUGGGAUGACCUGCUGGAGGAGUUUGAGGAGAAGAGCUACUUGAGUGUCCAGAGAUGGAAGCCAGGAGAUGACCCCUACAAGCUGUACGCCUUCAACCAGAGAGAGAGUGAGAGGAUCCCUAGCAACAGGGCCCUCCGAGACACACGACACUACAGGUGUACUACACUCCACUAUAACCCUGACCUGCCUUCCACCUCCAUCAUCAUCACCUUUCACAACGAGGCUCGCUCCACCCUGCUACGCACUAUCAGAAGUGUGCUUAACCGGACUCCUGUUCACCUCAUCCAUGAGAUAAUCUUGGUGGAUGACUUCAGUGACAAUGCAAACGACUGCCUUCUACUCACCAAGCUGCCAAAAGUCAAGUGUCUUCGCAAUGACAAAAGAGAAGGUCUGAUUCGCUCGCGGGUGAGGGGGGCGGACUAUGCCUCCGCAGGGGUUCUCACUUUCCUGGACAGCCACUGUGAAGUCAACAAGGACUGGCUCCCCCCCUUGCUGAACAGGAUCAAAGAGGACCCUAGCUGUGUGGUCAGUCCAGUCAUCGAUAUCAUCAACAUGGACACCUUCGCCUACGUAGCAGCAUCCUCAGACCUCCGCGGAGGGUUUGACUGGAGUCUCCAUUUCAAGUGGGAGCAGUUGUCUGCAGAGCAGCGCACCCAGAGAGCUGACCCCACCGAACCUAUUAAAACUCCCAUCAUUGCUGGCGGCCUGUUUGUGAUUGACAGGUCGUGGUUCAAUCACCUGGGGAAGUACGACACAGCCAUGGAUAUCUGGGGCGGGGAAAACUUCGAGAUUUCGUUCCGGGUUUGGAUGUGUGGGGGGAGUUUAGAGAUCGUCCCCUGUAGCAGAGUGGGUCAUGUCUUCAGGAAGAAACACCCCUAUAUCUUCCCAGAGGGCAAUGCCAACACAUACAUCAAGAACACGCGACGCACGGCCGAGGUGUGGAUGGAUGAAUUCAGACUGUUCUACUACUCAGCUCGCCCAGCGGCUCGCGGCAAAUCCUACGGAGAUAUCCGAGGCAGGGAGGAGCUGCGCAAGAGGCUGAAGUGCAAAACCUUCAAGUGGUAUCUGGACAACGUCUAUCCCGAACUCAAGGUGCCAGACGAUGCAGACUCCAAGUCGGGCAUGAUCCGCCAGAGGCAGAACUGCCUGGAGUCCAGGAGGGAUGAGGGGCAGGAGUUGCCCGUUCUAACCCUGGUACCGUGCAUAGGCACCAAGGCUAUACCUGCCAUCAACCAGGAGUGGAUCUACACACACGGACAGCAGAUCCGGCAGCAGCAACACUGCCUGGCUCUCUCCACCACCUUUCCCGCCUCCCAGGUGCAGCUCAUGCCCUGCAACAUGGGCGACGGAAAACAGCGCUGGCAAAAGUCUGGGACCCAUCUGGAACACCUGGCCUCCCACUUCUGUCUGGACAGUGAGAUGGCUCUGGACGGCCUGGACAGCAGCCGUAUGCUGGUCAUCAGCCCCUGUGAACUCUCUGCCUACACCCAGAGAUGGGAGGUGCCCUUCUCAUGACCUCUGGCUUUUGAACUUUUGUUGCCACCGUUGCACCGCGGCACUCUGGGAGAUGCAGUUUCUUUCAGCACUACAGCAGAACUACAACUGUUGUGCCUAGAAAGCUACUGUAACCAAGAGCUUGGAGAGGAAGAGUGGGAGAAAUUGAGAGAGAGACACAGAGAGAAAGAGAGAGAGGGGAAGAGAAAAGUGAAGAGGAUUAGGUUGACUUUCUUCUUCUCUAUUGUUCUCCUAUUUUACAGAGAUACUCAUGAGAUGUCAGGAACUGUGCUUGGUGUCAACGAGCAGCACACUGUUUCAAACGCUUCCAUGUCUGUCACUGAAGCCCUGGAAUCCCUGUUGAAGAUAACCUAACUACAUCUUAUCCAGCGAUUGAUGGUUCAGAAGUCUGACACAGUAGAGAAGCAUUGUUAUUGGGCCAUUUGGAAUAUGAGGUUAAGGGAGGUCAAAUGACUGAUUUUGAUAUCCAUUUUUGGAUUUCUGAAAAUAAGGUUUCAUAAUUUUCAUUUCAUUUUAUUGAAAUGGUGGUUGCAUACAUAUGAUUGCAGUGACCUGACAGCUAAAUGCAGACAGCACACACACCCAUCUGCUGUUGUAUUUUACUGGAAAUCAAAUAAAAUAUGACAAGUGAAUUUCUCCUUACCCUGAUAAUUACUUAAAUGAUAUGGGUGAAUACAGGUAAAGUGGGACACUUUCAGAAAAAUGGUUUUGUAUGUAACUUUCUUCCAUGAAUGCAUUGCCACAUAAUCAAACAUGAUACAUUCAUGAAAAGCUUAAAGU
Messenger RNA from Osmerus eperlanus (European smelt), 2654 nucleotides. It is a transcript of the gene galnt14, whose product is annotated as UDP-N-acetyl-alpha-D-galactosamine:polypeptide N-acetylgalactosaminyltransferase 14 (GalNAc-T14). Gene Ontology annotation, cellular component: Golgi apparatus. Gene Ontology annotation, molecular function: polypeptide N-acetylgalactosaminyltransferase activity. The transcript is spliced from 15 exons. Bases 210 to 1874 code for a protein of 554 amino acids. Gene Ontology annotation, biological process: protein O-linked glycosylation. NCBI's taxonomy places the organism in Eukaryota, Metazoa, Chordata, Actinopteri, Osmeriformes, Osmeridae. The record is from RefSeq and is a predicted model, not a curated record.